GAUAAAUACAGUAAUAUGUGUAUUAUUAUUGUUUAAUUUGUGGUAAUAAAUAAUUUCAAGGAUUUUGGGAGGGUAUGAAUUAUAACUGUUCUGAAAAAUGGAACCUGAGAAAGGGCCAUGGCCGGAGAAGCCAGUAAGAAAAAGCUCAAUUUUGAGGUACAACUCGCCGGUGGUUCAGGUUUCCUUGAUUGGGCUAGUCUGUUUUUGCUGUCCGGGAAUGUUCAGCGCUCUGGUGUCAAUGGGCGGGGGCGGGCAGGUGGACACCACCGCCGUGAACAACGCCAACACCGCCCUCUACACCACCUUCGCCGUCUUCGGGAUCCUAGGCGGCGGAAUCUACAACAUCUUGGGGCCACGAACCACCCUCUCCGCCGGCUGCUCCACCUACGUCCUCUACGCCGGCUCUUUCCUCUACUACAACCAUCACAAGCACCAGGCCUUCGCCGUCGUCGCCGGCGCUCUCCUCGGCGUCGGAGCCGGGCUCCUGUGGGCGGCUCAAGGGGCGAUAAUGACGUCAUACCCACCUCACAACCGGAAAGGAAUCUACAUCUCUUUGUUUUGGAGUAUAUUCAGCCUAGGCGGCAUAACCGGAGGACUCAUUCCUUUCUUUUCGAACUUCCAUAGAAACGACGCCGUUUCAGUUAACGACGGGACUUAUAUCGGAUUCAUGGUUUUCAUGUCCGCCGGAACUCUCUUGUCUUUAGCGAUUCUUCACCCCAGCCGAAUAAUCCGGGACGACGGUUCAAAGUGUACGAACAUAAGAUUCUCCAGCGUGGCAGUGGAAUCUAGGGAGAUUCUCAGGCUGUUUUUCAAGUGGGAGAUGAUUCUCCUUCUCCCUGCUUCCUGGGCCAGCAAUUUCUUCUACACCUAUCAAUUCAACAACGUAAAUGGCCUUCUGUUCAAUCUGAGAACGCGGGGUUUGAAUACUGUGUUCUACUUUGCUGCGCAGAUGAUCGGGUCGGUUUUCAUUGGUUUCGUGAUGGAUUCGAGCUUCAAGAGGCGGAGGACGAGAGGGCUGGUCGGGAUUGCCACGGUCGCCGCCGUGGGGACGGCGAUUUGGGGCGGAGGGCUAGCCAAACAGCUUGAUUAUAGCCGGGAACAUCCGCCUGAGCACAGGCUGGAUUUCAAGGAUGGGGUGGAGUUUGCAGGGCCAUUUGUGUUGUAUUUCGGCUAUGGCUUGCUUGAUUCCAUGUUCCAAAGUAUGGUCUAUUGGGUCAUCGGAGCCUUAGCAGACGAUUCCGAAAUCCUUAGCAGGUAUACUGGAUUCUACAAGGGUGUGCAGAGUGCAGGGGCAGCAGUGGCGUGGGAAGUGGAUACAAAGAAGGUGACAUUCCUUAACCAAUUCAUAGCAAAUUGGGCACUCACUACCAUAAGCUAUCCGCUUCUGGUGAUUCUUGUAUUGUUAGCUGUUAAGGAUGAUGAUGAUGAUGAUGAUAAUGACAAAGCUGAAGAGAAUAAAUUUACACAACUUACUGUAUCAUAGUUCAGUAGUUACGUUGUUGCAUGGUGCCAACAACAACAUUUUACAUAAAACAUGAUGAUUAUUCAUGGUUCAUGUCCAUUUUCUUUUGUAAAAUAAACCAAUCAAUUCCACAUCUGCAAAUUCAAAACAGAUAAGCAAA
This is a messenger RNA of Ipomoea triloba (trilobed morning glory), 1622 nucleotides long. RefSeq names its product UNC93-like protein 1. The transcript has 2 exons. The record is from RefSeq and is a predicted model, not a curated record. Lineage: Eukaryota; Viridiplantae; Streptophyta; Magnoliopsida; Solanales; Convolvulaceae. Bases 98 to 1483 code for a protein of 461 amino acids.